Molecule: messenger RNA, 4780 nt
Organism: Frieseomelitta varia
Lineage: Eukaryota; Metazoa; Arthropoda; Insecta; Hymenoptera; Apidae
Product: 5-oxoprolinase
Exons: 21
Coding region: 803-4669 (1288 amino acids)
Biological process (GO): glutathione metabolic process
Cellular component (GO): cytosol
Molecular function (GO): 5-oxoprolinase (ATP-hydrolyzing) activity
Source: RefSeq, a predicted model, not a curated record
CUUUGCUAUUUGCACUUACUACAAUGGAAUUAACGAUUUAAUAAAAAAAUAUAUUCACCAUCAGAAAUUGGUGAAAUAAUUUUGUUUACUUAAAUUAUUUAAUUUCGGAAAAUAUUACUUCCUGAAAUUUCUCCAGAAUGAAAAUGACAUUUCUAUAAUAAUCCCAAUUAGUCAUAGUGACAUCAUAUUCUAACUUUUAUCGUUCAUAGAUAAGAAUGGUCUACAAAUUCAUUUCAAGAAAAUUUUGAGGACAGACUCGAAUUUGUCAUCAUGUUACAUAAUCGGCCAUUAUCAAAACAAGGAAAUGGAAAAAUACUAAUAAUCUAUUGUGUCGAUCGUUUCUACAUUGCUGCUAUCGAGUAUACUAUAUCAGAGAAUAUUUGAUAAAACAGUUGCAAACUAAGUGCUAUCAUAUUAACAAGAAUCAGUCAUUAUUGAUAAUUAUUAAUUAUAUUGAUUGUUUCUAUCAUUAUUGUAUCAAAAGAAGAAAAGAAAAAAAAAAAACAGUCUUUUCGACAAUCAUUGUGUAUUCUGAAUUCUUUUUAAUAAUUAAAAAUUAGUUGUCCUGUGUCUAUCAUUUGUGACAUUAUAGCAAACACGCCCAAGCAGUUUGCUCUGUUUGCUCUGUUAUGUAUACAUUGUUUAAAUCUAUCAACUCCAAAUCUUAUCAAGCUGUGUACAAAUUGAUUAAAAGUUUACUGUGUACAAAUUUUAAUCUGCUUUCGAGCUGGAUUUUGUUUCUUCUGGUUUCUGACCGAAAUUAUAACCGCACAAUUCCUCGAACAUUUGUCGAGCAGACACAAUGUGUAAAAUGGGCCACGAGAAAUUCGAGUUUGCUAUAGAUCGCGGCGGUACAUUUACUGAUAUUUACGCUAGAUGUCCAGGCGGUAAAAUUCGAGUGAUGAAACUGCUUUCUGUGGAUCCUACUAAUUACGAAGACGCACCACGCGAAGGAAUUCGCAGAAUUCUUGAACAGGAAACUGGAAAAAAAAUCGAUGGGGAAAUAGAUACCUCGUUAAUAUCAUGGAUUCGAAUGGGUACAACAGUUGCCACAAAUGCUCUUUUAGAAAGAAAGGGUGCGAAAAUGGCACUUUUGAUUAACGAAGGAUUCAAAGAUCUACUUUUCAUUGGUAAUCAAGCACGACCAAAUAUAUUUGAUUUGCAAAUAGUGACUCCGGAAGUAUUAUACAAAAAGGUAGUUGAAAUCAAAUGCAGAGUGAUACCUGAGUUACCUGGGAAAUGUCAAAUGAAUAAUAAACAAUGGCGCAGAGUAACCGGAUCUACGGGCGAAGAUCUUUUUAUCACUCAAGAACUUGAUGAAGAAAAGUUAAAACUAGAUCUGGUUGAGUUAAAAAAAUCAGGAAUUGAAAGUUUAGCCGUAGUUUUGGCGCAUAGUUACACGUUUGCUGAACAUGAGAUAAGAGUAGGAGAAUUGGCAAAACUUGCUGGUUUUCAGCAAGUUUCGCUUUCUCACGAAGUUAUGCCUAUGGUGAGAAUAGUUCCUCGAGGAUUCACUGCUUGUGCUGAUGCAUAUUUAACACCACAUAUUAAACAAUAUUUGCAGAGAUUCUCCUCUGGUUUCACAAAUAAAUUGAAAGAGGCAAACGUUUUAUUCAUGCAAAGCGAUGGAGGAUUGACACCGAUGAAUUCAUUUAACGGAUCUCGAGCUAUUCUUUCUGGCCCUGCAGGUGGAGUAGUUGGUUACGCAAUGACUACUUAUGGAAAAGAGACCAAUUUACCAGUGAUUGGGUUUGAUAUGGGUGGCACUUCGACUGAUGUCAGUCGUUAUGGUGGCAAUUAUGAGCAUGUAUAUGAGAGUACAACCGCUGGUGUCACGAUUCAGGCUGCACAGUUGGACGUGAACACAGUUGCGGCCGGAGGUGGAUCGAUGCUUUUCUUCAGGUCAGGUCUCUUCGAAGUUGGACCUGAGAGCGCUGGAGCUCAUCCCGGUCCGGCAUGUUACAAGAAAAAAGGUCCUCUGGCUGUUACUGACGCGAAUCUAGCUUUGGGAAGACUUUUGCCAGAAUAUUUCCCGAAGAUAUUUGGUCCGAAUGAGAACGAACCACUGGACAAAUCUCGAACGAUAGAGGCUUUCCAAACACUUACGAAUCAAAUAAACGAAUUUCUAGCGACAGGGGGACAUGGAACAAAAAUGACCAUCGAAGAAGUGGCAAUGGGAUUUAUCAGAGUAGCUAAUGAAACCAUGUGUCGCCCAAUACGAGCUUUAACGCAGGCAAAGGGUUAUGAUACAUCCCGCCACGUUUUGGCGUGCUUUGGAGGUGCCGGAGGACAACACGCGUGUGCCAUUGCACGUUCUCUAGGAAUGGGAACUGUCUUUGUUCAUAAAUAUGCUGGAAUUUUGUCAGCUUACGGAAUGGCUCUGGCAGAUGUCGUGGAAGAAGCUCAAGAACCUAGUAUGGAAGUUUAUGAAAAAGAAUCAUUUGCACGUUUAGAUGAACGUUUAGAUGUCUUGGAAAAGAAGGUUCGAGAAAAGUUGACUGCUCAAGGAUUUCCCGACUCUCAUAUAGAAAUAGAAUCUUUCUUACAUUUACGCUAUGAAGGAACAGAUUGUGCUCUAAUGUGUACUGCUAGUCAAAAUACUCAAAAGAAAGGCAUGAAGCAUGGAGAUUUUCUUACUACAUUCCUGGAAAGAUACCAAAUAGAGUUUGGUUUCAUCAUGCCCAAUCGAAAAAUUUUGGUGAACGAUGUAAGAGUAAGAGGCAUAGGAAAAACAGAUAUCCAGAUAGAUCCAAUUUUACCUUCUUCCAACGAUGAACCAAAGUUAGAAAAGACUACUAUGGUGUAUUUCGAAAAUGGUUACCAGGAAAGCAAAGUGUACCAAUUACAUUCUUUGUCACCUGGCCACGUGAUUCAGGGACCAGCUAUCAUAAUGGACAGUUUGAGCACACUUUUAAUCGAACCUGAUUGCACCGCAUUGAUUACGUCUCGCGGUGAUGUGAGGAUAACAAUUGGUCAAGGGCUACGGUCCAAGGUUACGUCCGACUUGGAUACCAUUCAAUUGAGUAUCUUCUCCCAUCGUUUCAUGAGCAUUGCCGAACAAAUGGGCAGGAUUCUUCAGCGAACUUCUAUCUCGACAAAUAUCAAGGAGCGUUUAGAUUUUUCCUGCGCUGUUUUUGGUCCUGAUGGUGGCUUGGUUUCUAAUGCUCCGCAUAUACCCGUGCAUCUAGGUGCUAUGCAAGAGACCGUUCAGUAUCAGAUGAAAGUUUCCAAAGGUGAAUUUUCAGAAGGAGAUGUGAUUCUUGCGAAUCAUCCCUCUGCUGGAGGAUCGCAUCUUCCAGAUCUUACUGUCAUUACACCAGUUUUUUACAAAGAUGUGAAGAAACCAGUAUUCUUUGUAGCAAGCAGAGGACACCACGCUGAUAUAGGAGGUAUUACACCUGGCUCCAUGCCACCGCAUUCAACUUCUUUGCUUCAAGAAGGAGCGGCUUUCAAGAGCUUCCUACUUGUACAUAAAGGCGUGUUUAGAGAAAAAGAGUUGACGGAAGCGUUAAUGGCACCUGGAAAAAUUCCAGGAAGUUCCGGAACUAGAAAUUUAUCUGACAAUCUGAGCGAUCUUAAGGCGCAGAUUGCAGCUAAUCAAAAAGGAUCGCUAUUGGUCAAUGAAUUGAUCGAUAUAUAUGGUCUCGAUGUGGUGCAAGCUUACAUGGGCCAUAUUCAACACAAUGCUGAAGUUGCUGUAAGGGAUAUGUUAAAAUCUGUUGGCAAACGGCUGUUUGAACAAACUGGGAACACCGUAACAACUGCAAUAGAUUAUUUGGAUGAUGGAAGUCCUAUUCAAUUUCUCUUGAACAUUGAUAUAAACAAGGGUGAAGCAGUUUGCGAUUUUACUGGUACAGGUUAUGAAGUGUGGGGUAACUGUAAUGCGCCUAGAGCUAUUACUCUUUCUGCAUUAAUUUAUUGUUUAAGAUGCAUAGUAGGUAGAGACGUUCCUUUGAACCAGGGUUGUCUAACACCCGUAAAGAUAUUUAUUCCAAAAGGAUGUCUUUUAGAUCCUUCAGAGGAAGCUGCAGUAGUUGGUGGCAAUGUGCUCACGUCUCAACGAGUGGUUGAUGUAGUUCUACAAGCUUUUGGAGCUUGUGCAGCGUCACAAGGUUGCAUGAAUAAUAUAACACUUGGCACUGAAGAGUGGGGUUAUUAUGAGACAGUCGCUGGAGGCAGUGGAGCAGGUCCAACGUGGGAUGGUAGAGGAGGGAUUCAUACGCAUAUGACAAAUACAAGAAUCACUGAUCCAGAGAUAUUAGAACUUCGUUAUCCUGUUAUUCUUAAUAAGUUUUCUCUUCGACCUGCCAGUGGAGGAAUUGGUACUCAUACUGGUGGUGAUGGAGUUAUUCGAAAAAUGACAUUUAGAGCACCGAUGACGUUAUCUGUAUUGACGGAAAGAAGAGUACAUAAUCCACCAGGAUUAGCAGGAGGACAACCAGGUCAGAAAGGAAAAAACACAUUAGAAAGAGCUGAUGGUCGAAAAAUUAAUUUAGGUCCUAAAACUGCGGUAUCAGUGUACCCAGGGGACGCAUUUAUUCUGGAAACUCCUGGAGGUGGUGGCUAUGGUCAUCCCGGUAAAAAGAUAUCAUCAGUUCAGAGAAAAUCUCAAGGAUUCGUGGAACGCGGCAGCGUGUUUGAAUACAGAAAAGCACAAGAAUCCGUGUAAUAUAUACUUGUAAUUGCACAUAUGCAGUAACGGCAAUUUAAUAAUCGUAGAAUGCGCACAAUAUUCUUUGUGAUUAUAUCAAUGAAAAACAAUAAAUAGAAAGUGAACAAA